CAGGAACUACUAAAACAGCACGUACUGAUUGCUAGUGACAUCCAGCGAUGUAAAUAGUAAUGACAAUCACAGUACCAUGUGAAAAUGAGUUAAAUGUCAAAAUAUACUAAAAUAAAAUAAAUAAAAAAAACUAUUCUUCUCUACAGAUAUAUUAUUAAACAUGGCAAGUGAAGUAAUAGCAGCGCUUGAAUUAGACAAAUCAGAUAUAAAUAACAAAUUAUUAAUAAUAACCGAAAGAAAUGACGCAAAUAGCAGCUUUAUUUUAAGUUGCGUUAUGUCUGAAAGAUAUAAUAAGGACUCAGCUUUUUUAAUUGUUACAUUGGCGAAUACUUUUCGUCAUUAUCAUAACGUUGGUAUGAAAUUAGGUUAUAACUUGGACAAACUAUCAAAAAUCAAAAAGCUUGAUACUAUUGAAAUAUUACAACAUUUAUCUGAGUCUAUAUGUAACUCGUCAAAUUUGGAAGAUCAUAUAAAUUUCUUGGACGUUAAUAAAACGGAUAUAAUAAAGAAUUUAACGAAUUUAAUUCGAUUUAAAUUAAAUGAAUUAUUUAGAACUAAUACAAAUGUUUGUUUAAUCAUCGAUGAUAUUAGUUAUUUAUUGGAUUUAAAUAUUCCAGUAAGAGAUAUUUAUAUAUUUAAACAAAAUCUAAAAAAUAUGUUAAACGUAAUGGAAAAUUUAUCGAUUGUAUUAAGUGUGGCCGUAAAAAGUCAGGAAGAUUUAAUAAUAGCGAAUAGUUUUCGACAUAUUGGUGAUAGUGUAAUUGAACUAUCCGGAUUAAAAACUGGUAAAAGUGAUUUAGUGACUGGUGUUAUGCAUAUUCGACGAUUAAAUGAAGAUCUGAAAUCGUGGGGUGCACAGAAUAUUUAUCAUUAUAAAUUAUUGGAUAGACAAAUUCGAAUAUUCGCGCCAGGAACUGCCAAUACUAUUGUUUAAAGUCUAUUGUAAAAUUAUUUGUAUAAUAAAUCGUAUUUUCAAUUUUU
Messenger RNA from Chrysoperla carnea, 981 nucleotides. It is a transcript of the gene Elp6, whose product is annotated as elongator complex protein 6. The transcript is spliced from 2 exons. The record is from RefSeq and is a predicted model, not a curated record. Gene Ontology annotation, biological process: tRNA wobble uridine modification. Gene Ontology annotation, cellular component: elongator holoenzyme complex. NCBI's taxonomy places the organism in Eukaryota, Metazoa, Arthropoda, Insecta, Neuroptera, Chrysopidae. The coding region runs from base 161 to 934 and encodes 257 amino acids.